UUUAAAAGUGAGAUUGCAGGCUGCUGUUAGACACACAACUGAGUGACUACAGCAGACAGUCUCUUGAUAACUUCACUGGCAUUGCUCUGCACAAUACUGACUCAGAAUGAUGAAGUUAAGCACAUCUGCCUUCAUGCUUCUGAUCUGCACAGCUGCACUGCUGUCCACAACAGAGGGUAGAAUUAAACCCAUGCAUCUACGCUGUCAAUGCAUUCAAACAUAUUCAGGGCCAGCAAUCCCUUUUGGAAAAAUACAGUCAUUGAGGAUGAUUCCUGCUGGACCAAACUGCAAAAAUGAGGAGAUCAUUGCCAAAAUGAGGAAAUUAAAGAUGUGCCUCAAUCCUGCAAAAGACUGGGUGAUUUCUCUCAAAGAAAAAUUUAACCAGAAGAACGUCACAAGCCAACAGUGAAUGAAUAUCACCGUUCAAAGAGCAACUGAAGAAACUGGUUCAACUAUUACUACUGUAAUAUAGAAUAUAGUUCAACUGUUACUAAUGUAAUAUAGAAUUUUUUUAGUUUGUCAUCUCUGACUGAAAAAUGAAGCACUGAAUCUGAAAAUAUGUUUUCACUGCCUCCUUUUUUAUUAAAGAUUAACUUUACUGUAACCUUGCCUGACCUUCAUUAUAUUUUAUUAUUUAUUGUUAUUGUUUCACUGAAUUAUAUGUUCAAAUAGUUUUGCAUUGGUUUUGAAUAGAGUUGUAAUAAAAAACUGUCAUAAUGGA
Messenger RNA from Cyprinus carpio (common carp), 721 nucleotides. RefSeq names its product permeability factor 2-like. Gene Ontology annotation, biological process: inflammatory response; chemokine-mediated signaling pathway; antimicrobial humoral immune response mediated by antimicrobial peptide. NCBI's taxonomy places the organism in Eukaryota, Metazoa, Chordata, Actinopteri, Cypriniformes, Cyprinidae. Gene Ontology annotation, cellular component: extracellular region. Gene Ontology annotation, molecular function: chemokine activity; CXCR chemokine receptor binding. The record is from RefSeq and is a predicted model, not a curated record.